Messenger RNA from Panthera uncia (snow leopard), 1402 nucleotides. It is a transcript of the gene SP7, whose product is annotated as Sp7 transcription factor. The record is from RefSeq and is a predicted model, not a curated record. The transcript has a single exon. Lineage: Eukaryota; Metazoa; Chordata; Mammalia; Carnivora; Felidae. Gene Ontology annotation, biological process: regulation of transcription by RNA polymerase II. Gene Ontology annotation, molecular function: RNA polymerase II cis-regulatory region sequence-specific DNA binding; DNA-binding transcription factor activity, RNA polymerase II-specific. The coding region runs from base 49 to 1290 and encodes 413 amino acids.
UCCCUCUGUCCACAGGAGGAAGCUCACUAUGGCUCCAGUCCCCUGGCCAUGCUGACAGCGGCGUGCAGCAAAUUUGGUGGCACCAGCCCUCUGCGGGACUCAACGACACUGGGCAAAGCAGGCGCAAAGAAGCCAUACUCUGUGGGCAGUGACCUUUCAGCCCCCAAAACCAUGGGGGAUGCCUACCCAGCCCCCUUUUCAAGCACCAAUGGGCUCCUCUCACCUGCAGGCAGUCCUCCGGCACCCACCUCGGGCUAUGCCAAUGACUACCCUCCCUUUUCCCACUCAUUCCCUGGGCCCACGGGCACCCAGGACCCUGGGCUGCUAGUUCCCAAGGGCCACAGCUCUUCUGACUGCCUGCCCAGUGUCUACACCUCUCUGGACAUGGCACACCCCUAUGGCUCCUGGUACAAGGCAGGCAUCCAUGCAGGCAUCUCACCGGGCCCAGGCAACGCUCCUACUCCUUGGUGGGACAUGCAUCCUGGGGGCAAUUGGCUAGGUGGUGGGCAGGGUCAGGGUGAUGGGCUGCAAGGGACACUGCCCACAGGCCCUGCUCAGCCCCCACUGAACCCCCAGCUGCCCACCUACCCAUCCGACUUUGCCCCCCUUAAUCCAGCUCCCUACCCAGCUCCCCACCUCCUGCAACCAGGGCCCCAGCACGUCUUGCCCCAAGAUGUCUAUAAACCCAAAGCAGUGAGCAACAGCGGGCAGCUGGAGGGGAGCAGUGGGGCCAAACCCCCUCGGGGCGCAGGCACAGGGGGCAGUGGCGGAUACGGAGGCAGCGGAACAGGGCGCUCCUCCUGCGACUGCCCCAACUGCCAGGAGCUAGAGCGCCUGGGGGCAGCGGCAGCUGGGCUGAGGAAGAAGCCCAUCCACAGCUGCCACAUCCCCGGUUGUGGCAAGGUGUACGGCAAGGCCUCACACCUGAAGGCCCACUUGCGCUGGCACACGGGCGAGAGGCCCUUCGUCUGCAACUGGCUCUUCUGCGGCAAGAGGUUCACCCGUUCGGACGAGCUGGAGCGCCACGUGCGCACCCACACCCGGGAGAAGAAGUUCACCUGCCUGCUCUGCUCCAAGCGCUUUACCCGAAGCGACCACCUGAGCAAGCACCAGCGUACCCACGGCGAGCCCGGCCCAGGGCCCCCUCCCAGCGGCCCCAAGGAACUGGGGGAGGGCCGCAGUGCCGGGGAAGAGGAGGCCAGUCAGACGCCCCGACCUUCGGCUUCGCCGGCCCCCCCAGAGAAAGCCCCUGAAGGCAGCCCAGAGCAGAGCAACCUGCUGGAGAUCUGAGCUGGGUGGAGGGUCUCCAGCCCCAGGGCUGCCUCGCCAGCCUCUUCUGGCUUCGUGGACCACUGCUUGUCCCUCACCCCCUUUUGCCCCUUGCAUGCUGCCCUUGGGGCUC